Messenger RNA from Didymodactylos carnosus, 1788 nucleotides. The record is from the annotation of a GenBank genome assembly. NCBI's taxonomy places the organism in Eukaryota, Metazoa, Rotifera, Eurotatoria, Philodinida, Philodinidae.
GUAAUAAACAAAUAAUUUGUGCUGAAUAAAUAAAUAUUAUGAGCUUACACAAAGUCCUGCCAUUAAAUAACCAUAAACUUUGAACAAGCUUGAACAAGCUUAGUAGCGGGACAUGUGUUUGUUAUACGAAAGUAGAGUAUGGCUGCAGAGCACGUACAAAAUACAAAACGACGAUAAAUGGAAUAAGUAUUUGACUUCUGAAGUAAAUUUAUCUGCAUUCUGUCAGCCAAGUACUUACAUUUUAUCUGUCACGUACUUUCUCAAGUACUUGACAAGUAAAUUCACUUGAAAAAGUUCACAAGUACUAUCCUCAAUACUUAACCCAAGUACUUGGCUCAAGUACAUUCGAUAGAGAAGUGUCCUGAAUAAAUCUGACGAUCGUGGGUCUAGUACUUCUGUCUCUACCACUCAAGUGUUGAAUGAAAAUGCGAAAAGAACAUGUUGUAGGGCGUUUAAGGACGAAAGACGUCGAGACAAUUAUGUAUUCUAUUCAUCUUACAGAUAGAAGACUAAGCUAUAUAGCUAGCAAGGAAACGAUCAAAUGUAAGAAAGCGGAAAACGCAGAAUUUCACGUACGUUGUGUAAAUUCAACUACAAACAGGAAAUUAGAGCAGUAUCUUUCGAAUGCAACUGUCUGCUCAAAGACAAUAAAUUCAGUGUUAAUUAGACAGUCUCAUUUAUAUCAUAAUGAUGUGAGUUAUCGUGCAGCAGCUAUAAAUCAUCAGUUAAAAAACUAUCACACAGAUUCGUCUCGCAAUACGAAGAUUAAACAGAGAUCUAAAGCAGCCGUCGUUUAAGCUCACUAAACAAUAAGUUCGAUUCCGCUGCGCUAAGAAAAACCUGGCUGCAAGAGAGUAAUUUAAUUCACGAAACCACAGCUUUUUUUGUCGAUUAAGUUAAUUAAGAGUCGAGUCCUGUUCGUGGUAAUGUCGGCCGUUCAAAUGUCGGUCGCUCAAAUGUCGGUCGCUCAAGUGUCGAUCGCUCAAACGUCGGUUGACGUGUUGAUCUGUUACCUUACAAGCAACGUGAUACUCAUGGUCUACUUCAUUGUGUUCCACCUAAUGUCAGCUCUUCUUCGUCAGUUGAUAAAUCAAUGAUAAUUCCGUUUGAAUUAAAAAGAAGGAUUCAGUACAAGGCUGUAUGAAAAAAACAUUUAUUAAUCCAACGCAUACUAGAGAGGCAUUACAAUGUUUUAAGAUUAUAAAUGAGAAUUAUAAAGAGAUAGAAAUUAAUGAAAUUGAUGAUAAUUAUCUUGCAAAUAAUCCAGCUGUAAUGAAUAAGCAAGCUAGUGCUGAUAAUGGUGAGAAUGAAACAACAGAUGAUACAACCGAAAGUGAAGGUAAUGUUGUUGGUGAAGCAAUGCAAGUAGAUAAUAACAAUGAUUAUAAUUUUGUUGAUACACAAACUGUAGCCGAUCAUAUUGUUGAAAGAAACGAUGGUGUAUCUGUUGCUUUAAGAAAACCAUUUUCCGGUAAAGAUCGUAUAACUGUUGGACAAACAUUUACAGAUGUAAGAGGAAGUCCGCAGUACGAGCAACAUGUCUUGAAAGAUCUUUUUGGCUACAUCAGACAAUUAAAUACGUCUACAUUUUUUGUCACUCUUUCAUGUGUUGAUAUGUUUUGGAAAGAUUAUCUUAAUGCACUAGCUGGACAUAGUAUGAUAGGUGUAAAAGAUGAAUAUACGCAUGCAGAAAAAGAAAAUUUAAUUCGGCGUAAUCUUGUUCUCGCCGCCAGACUGUUUUCUGAGACCAUUUUUGUGCAUUUUUUAAUCAUCGACAGGUUUCAAUAG